AUGAGAACCAGCAGCGGAAACGCAGGCGUGUGGCGCAUCCAAGGGCCAGGAGGACACGGCAAAACAAAUGUCAUGCGUGCGUUCAUAAGCAAAGCUGCAUCCAUGGGCAAACGUGUGACUGUUUGUGCAACCACGGGAAAAGCUGCAAAAUUCCUGGGCAUGGGAGCAAUGACAGCACAUUUCGCGUUUGGCUUUCGAGGCAGCCAAUGGAUACCCCUGACCAACCGAUACAUGCUCAUGUUCUUGGCCAUGGCUGAUGUCAUUUGUCUACAUGAAAUCAGCAUGGCCAAGGCCGCAUUCCUGCAGCAGCUGCACCAACGCUGCUUGGAUGCUUGCCCCAAUCUACCAACCAACCUUCCUUUUGCGGGAAAACUAAUACUGCUUGGUGGUGACAAGCACCAGCUGGCCGCCGUGUGUGACCAUAAGUGUGACGAAGAUGCAUACACCAGCCAUAUAGGUGGGCCAUGUGGAACAUGUUUCAAGAAAUUCAUCUAGGAACAUAUCACCGACAAAAUCCCAAUAAUCAGGCAUGGAUUGACGCACUCAAUGUGAUCAGGGUAGGGCCUCCAAGCGAGCCCAUCCUGGCACUUUUGCAGUAAACGCUUCCCAUAACUUCGUUGCACCCAAAAAAUCAUGGCACAUUGCUGGAACAAAUGAAGAAAUCAACAAGUAUAACCAAGAUAUGGCACACACCCACUUUCAACAACAACUGCAGCAUAUUACAGCUUAUCUGUACAAAGCAAUGCAAGACCAAGGCGUGCUCUUAGAUCACCUUUACCUCGCUCCCGGGAUGACGGUCAUGGUUACCAAGAACCUGUCGGCCCCAAAAAUCGAAAACGGUGCUUUAGCUAUCGUGCAAGACAUCACCGAAUCCAUGCUGUCACUCCAGCUUUUGGACUCCCAAACCAUAAUCCGCCUGCCAAGGAUAUGCGAGGUGAAAUACAAGAAUGGUGCCAAGCUUGAACACAAAAUGUUCCCGGUCGUGCCUGCUUUUGCAAGAACUGUACACAAGGUGCAGGGCGAAACCAUAACGGAUCCCGUCAUUAUUGACUGUACAAAAAUGAACCGACUAGGGCAAGCAUAUGUAGCACUGU
Volvox carteri f. nagariensis is the source of this 1094-nucleotide messenger RNA. RefSeq lists its product as uncharacterized. Gene Ontology annotation, biological process: telomere maintenance; DNA repair. The record is from RefSeq and is a predicted model, not a curated record. The transcript has a single exon. Gene Ontology annotation, molecular function: DNA helicase activity. NCBI's taxonomy places the organism in Eukaryota, Viridiplantae, Chlorophyta, Chlorophyceae, Chlamydomonadales, Volvocaceae. The coding region runs from base 1 to 495 and encodes 164 amino acids.